ACCUAAUAGUUUGCGUUGUUCAACUCCCCUUCUCUCUCUCUCCCUCUCUCUCUCUCUCUCGUGAACUACGCCAUCAUGGCUGGCGUCGCGGUGAAGCUCCACCUCUCUCCGGUUCCAGAUCUCGCCGAGAGCCGCCGCCUCCACGGACGAACCAACCACCAUUACCAUCCUUGCCUCUCCCUACCCUCAAUCCCCCGCACUUUCCCUUCGAUCUCCAUCCCCCUCCUCCUCCCCCGUUCCGCCAACCCUAGCCUCUCCCAGACUCUAGCCUCCACCGAACCCCCCGCCCUCUCCAGCGGCGGACCCUCCAAACCACCACACGGUCCCAGCGAUAAUGGCCGCGGCGGAGGCGGCGGCGACGGCGCCCCCGGCGAUGAUCACCACAGCGAGGAGCCGAGGUCGUCCGAUCCGGGCGGUCCCCUUGGGCUCUUCCUCGAGGGUUGGCGUUCUAGGGUCACGGCCGAUCCUCAGUUCCCCUUCAAGGUCCUCAUGGAGGAGCUCGUCGGUGUCACCGCGAACGUCAUCGGUGACAUGGCCUCCCGCCCCAACUUCGGCCUUAACGAACUCGACUUCGUGUUCUCCACCCUCGUCGUGGGAUCCAUCGUCAACUUCGUCCUCAUGUACCUCCUCGCCCCCACCGCCGCAUCCGCCGCUGCCUCCUCCGCCCUUCCCGGCAUCUUCGCCUCCUGCCCCACUAGUCACAUGUUCCAGCCCGGUCCUUACUCCCUCUUCUCCCGUCUUGGCACCUUCCUCUAUAAAGGUGCCACCUUUGCCGCCGUCGGCUUCGCCGCGGGGCUUGCAGGGACCGCCAUCUCAAAUGGGCUGAUCGCGCUGCGCAAGCGGAUGGAUCCUGCGUUUGAGACACCGAACAAGCCUCCGCCCACAGUGCUGAACGCACUGACUUGGUCACUGCACUUGGGAUUGAGCAGUAAUUUCCGGUACCAGACGCUGAACGGUCUGGAGUUUCUGAUGGAGAAAACCUUGCCAUCCGCCGGAUUCAAGGCAUCCGUGGUGGUGCUGAGGUGCUUGAACAAUGUUCUUGGCGGGAUGACUUUUGUUAUGCUCGCCAGGUUGACAGGUUCGCAAAAGGCGGGAGAAAGUGAGGAGGAGAAUGGAGAGAUCAAGGAGAAACUGGUAAGCCACUGUGUUCCAGUCGCAGAGGAUGGUGAUGGGGAGUCCCAGAGGAACGAGUCUUAAUAAAGGUGAGGCUUCUUUAGCUUCUUUGGUUUCAUUACUUUGUUAGUAUAAACAAAGUUGGAACAAAGAAGUGAUCUCGGGCUAGCAAGGAACAUGAGGUGAAAUUUAUGUGGCCAUGUAAAGUGCUGUGGCUAAAAGGAUGGAUUUUAGUCAGGGUUGAAGUGAAUCAAUAAAUGAGAGCCUGAGCGGCUUCUCUUUUCUUUAAAGUGCUGAGACUGGGAUUUGGAAUUAUGAUCAACAAUACUAUCGUGAAAAGUUUCUACUUUACCACAGUGGUUACUGUGUGUGUGAUGAGUGGUUGUUUUUUAUGGUAAUCUGAUACAUGAUUAAUUAUGAUUAAUAAAAUAGCAGACAUGCAAGUGAACAUGCGUUUUUUC
Musa acuminata subsp. malaccensis (wild Malaysian banana) is the source of this 1574-nucleotide messenger RNA. RefSeq names its product protein RETICULATA-RELATED 3, chloroplastic. The record is from RefSeq and is a predicted model, not a curated record. NCBI's taxonomy places the organism in Eukaryota, Viridiplantae, Streptophyta, Magnoliopsida, Zingiberales, Musaceae.